GGGGGACUAGACGUGUGAUGAGCGCCUAUGGAAGGGGUGAUGGGGCUGUUUUCUGAUGUGCUUUGGGAAACUGGCUCCUUGAUUUUCACUCCUUCUUUGGGUAUUUUCUGUAUGUGUAUAAAUAUUUUUGUAACCUAAAUUCCAAGUGCAUUUUAAUACGAUUUUAUACUGUUGGCCAAUGACAUUUGCUCAUUGAGGGCGGUGAACAGGUGUGUUAAGAGGGCUCCAGGAGAUGGUACUGGGGGAUAUCAGCGGAGGCGAUUCAGUGCUUGGGCUCCCGUGGGAGGCAGCGAUUGGAGGUGGGAUCUUCAGAGAAGGAGGACUUUGAGGUCACAUUGUAACACCGGGAGCACAGACUGGAGAACUACAGAAAUGAGGAGAGAGGGGUGCUGAGGGACGCAGAUGGGAGCCCGUCAGGAGGCCUAGGGGCUCAGUGACGGGGAUGGAGGCUGCGAGGCCUCUCUGUGCCCUUUGGACCCAGUAAGGGUCAGUGAUUGGCAGUUGGGCAGGUCAACGACGAUUUCCUACUAGGGUGCAUUAUUGGGAACCCCAUGUUGGAGAUUACUUGGGGUCCUGUGGAAACCACAUUCCCAGGAAAUGCUUGUGGGCAAUUGGGAGUGAUGAUUUCAGGAGCCUGGCUGUGGUGGUGAUGGGGAGGCAUUUCGUGACCUCCUGGCAAUCCUGCCAAUGACUGUUAGGGUGUGCAUGGGGUGGGGGGCCACUCAUGCGGACAGGCCAGAAACUAAGUGAUUGGGGUUCCUGGUGCAUGUCUGUGGGUUUUCCAGGUGAAGGUGGGUUUUGAAUACAGUGAACUGAAGUUUGUCAGGAAAUUCUGGGCUAUCUAGGCUAUUAUGGAGAAGUCCAGGAGCUUGGACUAGACUCACUAGAUGUGGCCAGCAAGAACCUUCAGCUCUCUGAAGGCAGCAGGAAAUGGAAAUGUUGUUUCUGGAAGCUGACCACGUAGGAGACCACCUGGGAUAGUGGUGACUGUGUACAGAUGUGCAACCUUAAGGCAAAUGAGGACUUCCUAGUGUCUCUGCAGAAUGCCUGGGUCAGGUCACAGCACGGAGGCUGCAGGAUCUCCCCUCACAGUCCAGCCAGCAUCUCCCCGGCAGCUCUGACUGGAGCCUCCAGAUGCCUAUCCAGCCUCAGGCUCCUGGACAAGUGGAGUUGUCAGCAAGAUCAACAAAGAGGUGAAGCCGGGGGAUCAUGCCUGCUGAUGUGACUUUACCCCAGAGGCCCCAGGUCCUGGGUGCAGAGGAGCAGGUUGGAGCAUGUGAGAGGUCAGUGUCAUUCGAGGACAUUUCCAUGGACUUCAGCAGGGAGGAGUGGCAGCAGCUGGACCCUGCCCAGAGACGCCUGUACCAGGAUGUGAUGCGGGAGGUCUACAGCCACCUCUUCUCUGUGGGGUAUCACAUUCCCAACCCAGAGAUCGUAUUCAGGAUAGAGACAGGAAAGGAGCCAUGGAUGGGGAAGGCUGAACUCCUACAUCAGAAGCAUCCAGAAGGAGAGCUUGGACUUGAAACCUCACAACAAGAAAUUUUUGGGAAAACCUCAUUUUAUGACAGUAAGGCAGGUGAAUUCAAAAGAGGUGGUUCAUGGUGUUCCAUCUUAGAAGAACAAUGGCAAGAUGUUGACCAUACAAAGAGAGAUCAGCUAAAUCAAAAUAAACCUUCACACCAUGGGACUUGCCUCAACAGGAAAAUACUGAGUACAGAGCAAGAGCAUGAAUAUAAGGACCCUGGAAAAAUCAGUCACGUGAGGCCCCACCUAGUUUCUUCACAAGAAAGACCUCAUAAAUGUUGCUUAUUUGCAAAAAAUGUGAAGCCUAAUCUAGAAGUAAAUGGUCAAAAUCCAAGCAAUGUCACAAAACACCUUGGGGAGGUCAUUGGAUCUGGUCAGCUGUUCACCCAUAGCUCUUGCAGUGCUUGCUACAAGAAUAUUCAUACAGGAGAGAACUUGCACAAAGGUAAUCAAUGUACUAAAGUCACCAACCAUAAACAGCCACUCACCCAACAUCAAUAUCAUAGUCUAGAGAAACUGGAUAAAUGUACUGAAUGUGGGAGGGAUCUCACCCAAAAGUCACAAUUCCUCAAGCAACAGAGAUUCCAUAGUGUGGAAAACCUACAGGAAUGCAGCAAAUGUGGAAAAGCCUUCACCUUACAACCAAAACUUGGUGUAUAUCUGACAGAUCAUACAGGUAGCAUACCUUAUUUAUGUAAGGUAUGUGAGAAAGUGUUCAUUCAGAGGUCAGAACUGAUUACACACCAGAAAACUCACACUAGAAAGAAGCCCCACAAAUGCCAUGAAUGUGGAAAAGCCUUUUUCCAGAUUUUAUCUCUCUUCAGACAUCAGAGAACUCACACUAGAGGAAAACUGUAUGAAUGCAGUGAAUGUGGAAAAGGCUUCUCCCAGAACUCAACCCUUAGUAUACAUCAGAAAAUUCACACUGGUGAGCAACAGCAUGUAUGCAGUGAAUGUGGAAAGGCCUUCACCCAGAAGUCAACACUCAGCCUGCACCAAAGAAUCCACUCAGGGCAGAAGUCCUAUGUGUGUAUUGAAUGUGGGCAGGCCUUCAUCCAGAAGGCCCACCUGACUGUGCAUCAGAGAAGUCACACGGGGGAAAAACCGUAUCAGUGCCACAACUGUGGGAAAUCCUUCAUUUCCAAGUCGCAACUCGAUAUACAUCAUCGAAUUCAUACUGGGGAGAAGCCUUAUGAAUGUAGUGACUGUGGAAAAACCUUCACCCAAAAGUCACACCUCAAUAUACACCAGAAAAUCCAUACUGGAGAAAGACACCAUGUAUGCAGUGAAUGUGGGAAAGCCUUCAACCAGAAGUCAAUACUCAGCAUGCAUCAAAGAAUUCACACUGGAGAAAAACCUUACAAAUGCAGGGAGUGUGGGAAAGCCUUCACUUCCAAGUCACAGUUCAAGGAGCACCAGAGAAUUCACACUGGAGAGAAACCUUACAUGUGCACAGAAUGUGGGAAGGCUUUCAACGGUAGGUCAAACUUUCAUAAACAUCAGAUGACUCACACCCGAGAGAGAACUUUUGCCUGUUACAAAUGUGGGGAUGCCUUCAUCCAGAAAUCCCAGUUGAUAACACAUCAGAGAACUCAUAUUGGAGAGAAACCAUAUGAAUGCUGUGACUGUGGGAAAUCCUUCAGUAAGAAGCCACAACUCAAAGUGCAUCAACGAAUUCACACAGGAGAGAGGCCCUAUGUGUGUUCUAAAUGUGGGAAGGCCUUCAACAACAGAUCAAAUUUUAAUAGACACCAAACAACUCAUACCAGAGACAAGUCUUACAAAAGCAGUUACUCUGUGAAAGGCUGUACCAAGAAGUCAGUUCCUAGCAUGCAUCAACAGAUACAUAAGUGAAACAAACUCUCUCAAUUUCUUAAAGAAAAGAAUCUGAUAAGAGUGAGGUUUAAUUGUACCUUAUAGAAUUCAUGCUUUAGAAAACUCUAGGAAUGCAUUGUAUGUCACAAAAUUAUAUAUCUUAUGUAAGGAAAGGAAAUUAUUUAGAACUUUUAUGAAUAGAAUACCCAUAUUUGUACUAGCUGCAUUAAGGAUUAUAAAAUCCAUCUGGGGAGGAAAUCUGACUGCUGCAUUGAGAGAAGUGUUUCUGUAGAAAGUGAUACAAAGUAGGUUGUUACCAUGUUGUUUUUAGGAAAAUUCCUGGGAAAUUAUAUUAAUAACCUAGUUUGGUUUAAUGUGGGAUAUCAAUAUUUUUAAGGUGCCAGCAAACUGAAUGAUGACAGCAUUACAUGUGUGUGUGUGUAUGUAUAUAUAUGUGUACAUUUGUAUGAUCAGGUUAUAUAUGUGCACAUACACAUGCUACAAAUACACUGCAUUAACAGAAGGUGUUGCAUAGUCAAUAAUUAUAUUGACACAUGAAUGUACAUUCUGGUAAAUGCAUAACUAAUUCUGUAAGGUAUACUGGUCCUCACAGUGUUAUUUUGCUCUUUCAUGAUUAGCUGAGCUCUGCCCUCCCCUUUUUGCCUCCACCAUCUAUGGUGAGCCUCUCCAUAGAUAAUCAGUGUCAACCUUUUAGUCUGGGUUCUUUCAUAUUUUUAUACAGGCUCCUAAGCACAUAUACCACAAUUCAGCAAACUGGCCAAUAACCAAAUCCGGCUGGCCACCAGUUUUGUUUUUAAAUAAAGUUUUAUCAACACAGUCAUGUUCAUUUGUUGAUAUGUUGUCUGGCUGCUUCCACACUACAAUUGUAGAGCUGAGUGGUUGUAGCAAAGUUCCUAUGGCCUGGAAGCCAAAAACACUUAAUCUGGCCCUUUAUGGGAGAAGUUUGCCAACACAUGUUUAUUCCUAUGCUCAUAAUCAUAUACCUAUGUAGGAACUCUUGCCUGUUUGUUUCAUAAAUACUGGAUAUCAUA
Messenger RNA from Manis javanica (Malayan pangolin), 4391 nucleotides. Lineage: Eukaryota; Metazoa; Chordata; Mammalia; Pholidota; Manidae. The record is from RefSeq and is a predicted model, not a curated record.